Mytilus californianus (California mussel) is the source of this 3749-nucleotide messenger RNA. Its product is annotated as zinc finger CCCH domain-containing protein 13-like. The transcript has 2 exons. The coding region runs from base 1635 to 2381 and encodes 248 amino acids. The record is from RefSeq and is a predicted model, not a curated record. NCBI's taxonomy places the organism in Eukaryota, Metazoa, Mollusca, Bivalvia, Mytilida, Mytilidae.
AUUCUCACUCCAAAUGUACACUAAAUAACCCAUUAGAUUCCUCGAGUAAAAGUAUCUUGAUAGGAUUUGCUGACUUACAUGACCUUGUCAGUUACUUGUAUGCUUUUUACACAAGUUUACAAAUUGAUUUAGACUCACAAUGUGAAAUUCUACCUGUAUGCAUCAGUAGUAAAGAUACAGAGACAGUCCUAAACAAGCAGAUCAAGAAUUAUUUUGAAGAUCAGAAACUAAAGAACACAAAACAAAAAAAGGUUGCUUACCAGUAUAUCAAAUCUUGUUGCAAGGAACAUUCUGUUAGCAAUGAAAAAGAUGAUCAAGCUGUUCUGUUGAAGAGUCAAGUUAUAACAAAGGUAUUCAAAUUUGUAUAUAUGAAAAACUACAUGCAAAAUAGAAGAAAAAAUAAAACAUUCAGGGAAAAAGAAUUAAAUGCUAAAAGAUAUUCAAGAAAAGAUAAAAAUUAUAGAAAACUGAAGCAGAAAGUAAGAAGUCUCAAAGAGAUAAUUCUGAUUUUAGACAGAUAGAGAGACAAAGAGAACUUUCUUCUAAAAGGGAAGCUAGAAAGGAUAAAAACUAUAGAAAAGUUGAAGCAGAAAGUAAGAAGUCUCAAAGAGAUAAUUCUGAAUUUAGUCAGAUAGAGAGACAAAGAGAUCUUUCUUCUAAAAGAGAGGCUAGAAAGGAUAAAAAUUAUAGAAAAGUUGAAGCAGAAAGUAAGAAGUCUCAAAGAGAUAAUUCUGAUUUUAGACAGAUAGAGAGACAAUGAGAUCUUUCUUCUAAAAGAGAGGAUAGAAAGGAUAAAAAUUAUAGAAAAGUUGAAGCAGAAAGUAAGAAGUCUCGAAGAGAUAAUUCUGAUUUCAGACAGAUAGAGAGACAAAGAAAACAUUCUUCUAAAAGAGAGGCAAGAAAGGAUAAAUAUUAUAGAAAAGUUGAAGCAGAAAAUAAGAAGUCUCAAAGAGAUAAUUCUGAUUUUAGACAGAUAGAGAGACAAUGAGAUCUUUCUUCUAAAAGAGAGGCUAGAAAGGAUGAGGAUUUAAAUAAAAGAGAACUUGCUGCUAAAAGAGAAGUUAGAAAGGAUAUGAAUUAUAGAAAAGCUGAAGCAGAAAGUAAGAAGUCUCGAAGAGAUAAUUCUGAUUUUAGACAGAUAGAGAGACUAAGAGAACAUUCUUCUAAAAGAGAGGCAAGAAAGUAUGAAGACUUCACAAAAAGAGAACUUGCUGCUAAAAGAGAAGUAAGAAAGGAUAACAAUUAUAGAAAAGCUGAAGCAGAAAUUAAGAAGUCUCAAAGAGAUAAUUCUGAUUUUAGACAGAUAGAGAGACAACGAGAUCUUUCUUCUAAUUUUAAGAGAGGCUAGAAAGGAUAAAAAUUAUAGAAAAGUUGAAGCAGAAAGUAAGAAGUCUCAAAGAGAUAAUUCUGAUUUUAGACAGAUAGAGAGACAAAGAGAUCUUUCUUCUAAAAGAGAGGCUAGAAAGGAUAAAAAUUAUAGAAAAGUUGAAGCAGAAAGUAAGAAGUCUCAAAGAGAUAAUUCUGAUUUUAGACAGAUAGAUUGACAACAAGAUCUUUCUUCUAAAAGAGAGGCUAGAAAGCAUGAGGAUUUAAAUAAAAGAGAAUUUGCUGCUAAAAGAGAAGUUAGAAAGGAUAUGAAUUAUAGAAAAGCUGAAGCAGAAAGUAAGAAGUCUCGAAGAGAUUAUUCUGAUUUUAGACAGAUAGAGAAACAAAGAGAACAUUCUACUAAAAGAGAGGCUAGAAAGGAUGAAGAUUUCACAAAAAGAGAACUUGCUGCUAAAAGAGAAGUAAGACAGGAUAACAAUUAUAGAAAAGCUGAAGCAGAAAGUCAGAAGUCUCAAAGAGAUCAUUCUGAUUUUAGACAGAUAGAGAGACAAAGAGAACAUUCUUCUAAAAGAGAGGCUAGAAAGGAUGAAGAUUUCACAAAAAGAGAACUUGCUGCUAAAAGAGAAGUAAGAAAGGAUAACAAUUAUAUAGAAAAGCUGAAGAAGAAAGUCAGAAGUCUCAGAGAUAAUUCUGAUUUAAGACAGAUAGAGAGACAAAGAGAACUUUCUUCUAAAAGAGAGGCUAGAAAGAAUGAAGAUUUCACAAAAAGAGAACUUGCUACUAAAAGAGAAGCUAGAAAGAAUGAUGUUUUCAAAAGAAAUGAAGCAGAAAAGAAAAAAAUAGCAAGACAAGAUGAAGAGUACAGAAAACAUGAGUCCGAACGAGACUUCCACAGAAAACAAGAAUCUAGGUCAAAUCCAGAAAAUUUAGAGUACAAGCGUUUGACAAAACAGAGUUCUAAACAGAAAAACCUAGACAAAGACAGAAGUUGUAAUCAGUCAGUCAAAAAUACUAAAAAUAAAGACACCGAUUUUACAGAUCAUGAAAAGAACUAAAAAAGAAAAGAAUUCAAGGCAUACGAUAUUUUGAAACAAAAAUUAAUGAAGGUCCUACAUAUAUAUGUCCUUCAUGUCAUCAAACUUGGUUCUGUGAUUCUGUAGUUAAUGCUAAAACAGUUAAAAUGAAUACUCCUGCUAACAUGUCUCAUUGCUUUACCAAUUUUAAAUCUGUACAACACAUAGAAUGGAUAUGCCACACUUGUCUCAAUGCAAUUAAAAAACAAAAAAAUUCCUCGAUUUUCAAUAGCCAAUAAAAUAGGAUUUCCUCAAAGACCAAAAGAAAUAAAUUUGUAUCCUUUUGAAGAGAGACUGCUAUCAUUAAGAAUUCCUUUUAUGCAGAUUCGACAGUUGCAUGCCUAGAGGUGGACAGUUAUCAGUUAAAGGCAAUGUUGUAAAUGUGCCUGUUGAAGUUCAACCUACAAUAAAUUCACUUCCACAUACAUCAGACAAAUCGGGUACAAUAUCAGUUAAACUGAAGAAGAAACUGGCAUUCAAAAAGUGUGAUUUUAGUGAAAAUGUCAGACCAUUUGCUGUUAUUUGUGCAUUACAUUAUUUGAUGAGAACAAGUGACUUGUACAAGUCUUCUGGAAUAGAAAUAAAUAAGGAUUGGAUUACAGAAAUAGCAAAAAUAAAUAAAGAAGAAACACAAAAUGAAAUAAAAUGCUCCGCUGGGCGCAGCUUGAUACGACCGCAGAGGUCAAACCCUGAACAGUUGGGGCAAGUUAUGACACAACAUUCAAGCUUGAUACAGCUCUGAAUUUGGAUUGUGAUUAAAUAUUUGACACAGCAUAGGUUUCUGACACAGAAUGAAUGUGGUCUAAGAACUUAAAAAUUUUAAAUUGGACAUUCACCUAUUAUGGUCCAAUAUCCAAAAUCUAAAUACAUGGUUAGAUUCAGCAUAUCAAAAAAACCCCAAUAAUUCAAUUUUUGAUGAAAUCAAACAAAGUUUAAUUUUGGACCCUUUUGACCUCAAUGUGGACAAAGUUGAUAACGGGGCCCAAAAAUCAAAAUUCUAAAUACAUGGUUAGAUUCAGCAUAUCAAAGAACCCCAUAUAUUCAAUUUUUGUUGAAAUCAAACAAAGUUUAAUUUUGGACCCCGAUUUGGACCAACUUGAAAACUGGGCCCAUAAUUAAAAAUCUAAAUACAUGUUUAGAUUCAGCAUAUCAAAGAACCCUAAGAAUUCAAUUUUUGUUCAAAUCAAACUAAGUUUAAUUUUGGACCCUUUAGACCUUAAUGUAGACCAAUUUGAAAACGGAACCAAAAAUUAAGUAUCUAAAUACACGGUUAGAUUCGGCAUUUCAAAGAACCCCAAUAAUUCAAUUUUUGAUGAAAUCAAACAAAGUUUAAUUUUGGACCCUUUGGAC